Molecule: messenger RNA, 1833 nt
Organism: Nerophis lumbriciformis (worm pipefish)
Lineage: Eukaryota; Metazoa; Chordata; Actinopteri; Syngnathiformes; Syngnathidae
Source: RefSeq, a predicted model, not a curated record
AUGUUGAUAGACAUAAGGCUGCAAUUGUUCCAGGCUCAGGGUGUGAUAAUCACCCAGCCAAUGAACAAUGCGUUCGCUAUCAUUGUUAUGUUCCAGACCGCAAUAAAGCUCGGUACGAUUGCAAGUGGACAGGAUCGCCACCUCGCUGGCGUGGCCUUGAGAACGCACAGCGUGCAAGGCUUCAGGCAGGCGUUCGGGGGCAAACGCGACCUGUUCGCGCACGUCAACCGGUGCGACGACCAGCCCCUCACUCAGUUCCACCGAUUUAAUGUACCAAAUCUUGGUGGCCGAAUUAGCCGUAAGACGUGGCCAAUUGCCGGUGGCCUUGGCCCAUUACAAGACCGCGCCAAUGCCAGCGAUGACCCCAAAUUGGCCGAACGUGCCGCCGGACUUGCUCUGUUCGUCAAUGACAGCGAUGCACUGGCGAUGGCUGAACGCUGGUAUAGCUUGGCCCCAGACAGCCUGCAAGCACGGCAAUCGCUCGCGCUUGGCUUAUUGCGUCAGCAGCGGAUAGACGAAGCGGUCGAUCAUCUUGACGCUGUGCGCACCACGAUUGCCAAAAAAGACAAUGCCGAGGGUUUUGCCACCAUUGCUAAUGUGCUGGGUCAGAUCAAAGAUCGCAAUGUUGUACUACAGGUCAUGGCGGCUUUACGCGAGCGCAAUUCCGAGUCCGUAUUCGCGCAUUAUUAUCACGCGCUGGCAGCCGUAGGCACAAAAAACAUCGAUCAAGCGCUGGCGAGUUUGGAUCAAGCCUUGGUCAUUGAUCCAAAAUGGCGUGACGCCCAUUUGCUGCGAGCGCGUUUGAUUUUACAAGAAGGUGAUACCGACAAAGCGAUCAGUAGCUUGCUGGAAGCCGUCGAAGCCCAACCGGAUGAUGACGAAUUGCGUAUCGGUUAUGCGCGUAUGUUAGUGGCGGCUGAUAAAUUGGCCGACGCCCGUGUUCAAUUUGAGCUAUUAGCCGAGAGAAACCCGAAUGACGCUGAAUCGCUCUAUGCCUUGGGCGUACUAGCAGCAGAAUCCGAGCAAUACGAUCAAGCCGAAGAUUAUUUCCAGCGCACGCUAGCACUCGACAAACGGGUGCUAGACAGCUAUUUCGAGUUAGGCAAACUGGAAGAAGCCCGCGAGAAUUAUCCCACUGCACAAAAAUGGUAUGAGCAAGUCAAUGAUGGCGAGCGUUAUAUCAGCGCCCAGGUACGAGCGGCGACCUUGGCCGCCAAACAGGGUGAUUUCGAUAACAUGAAUCAGCGCAUGGCCGAAUUACGCAGUGCCAAUCCAGAUGAUGCCGUGUCCUUAUACAUUGCCGAAUCCGACAUCCUGCGCGGUGAAAAGCGCUACCAAGGUGCUUAUGACAAGCUCAACGAAGGCUUGGAGGCAUUCCCCAAUGACAAUGAUUUGCUCUAUAGCCGUGCCUUAGCCGCAGAAAAAAUCGACCUGCUGGCGGUGGUAGAACAAGACUUACGCGCCAUUAUUGCCGCCGAGCCGGACAACGGCCAUGCCUUGAAUGCCCUGGGUUAUACCUUGGCGGAUCGCACUGAUCGUUAUCAAGAAGCCUUGGAAUUACUGGAGCGUGCGAUCAAGAUAUUGCCCGAAGAUCCCGCUGUGCUGGAUAGCAUGGGCUGGAUCAAACAUCGCCUGGGCGACAAUGAAGAAGCGCUGAAAUAUUUACGCCAAGCCUAUGAAAUUAACGAUGACCCUGAAAUUGUUUCUCAUCUGAGUGAAGUGUUGUGGCAACUGGGUCAGCAAGAUGAGGCCCGUGAGGUGUUUGAAAAAGCUUUUGAGAAAGCGCCCGAUAGCGAUUUUCUGUUGCAGCUUAAAGAUCGAUUUUCUCAGUGA